AUGCAAACUUCUCGCGCCCUGUUUGAAGCCAUGGAUCCCUUCGUGUUUCUGCUGCAGAGCGUGGACUGCCCCGUCCGCGUGCACACCGUGAAUAGAGAGACAACUUCUGGUACACUACUGGCGGUGGACGACCAUUGCAACAUCAUGCUGAAGGAUUGGAGCACUACGGGGCACCUGCCGUCAAUCGAGGGGGCGGCACCGGCAUCCCUUCGCUUCAUCCGGGGGGAGCAGAUCAGAACAAUUACUCUCGCUCCCCAAUCGUAUCAGGUUAACUGA
Molecule: messenger RNA, 276 nt
Organism: Trypanosoma brucei brucei TREU927
Lineage: Eukaryota; Euglenozoa; Kinetoplastea; Trypanosomatida; Trypanosomatidae
Product: U6 snRNA-associated Sm-like protein LSm3p
Exons: 1
Coding region: 1-276 (91 amino acids)
Molecular function (GO): RNA binding
Source: RefSeq, a predicted model, not a curated record